Messenger RNA from Rodentolepis nana, 474 nucleotides. Lineage: Eukaryota; Metazoa; Platyhelminthes; Cestoda; Cyclophyllidea; Hymenolepididae. The record is from the annotation of a GenBank genome assembly.
AUGUUCACAACAAAUAUUAGAGAUUCUGACUUCCCAGAUGCUUUGGACACAAUUUUCGAACAAGGUGAAUGUCGCGAAUCCAUGUCAUCUAUUCCAGAAGAAUCAGUUAACUUCGUCAGUCACUUUGUGCCUGGAAAACACUCGAUUGAACCUCCCAUUCUUGCACAAGCUUUCUUCAUCGACUCCUCUUCGGCUGAGUUGAAGGUUCGCAUCCACGAAUUGAUUCAAAGAUAUCUCGUCUCAAUACAGACACAUGAGUUUGAUGGCUAUGAGGUAUGGAAAAUCGGAUUUCUCAUGUGUGUAAUACUAGCAAUGCAAUAUCAGAAACUUCUUUUUCGCCCAAAGCACAUUUUGUCAGCCUUUUUCAUUAUUGAAGCCAACGGAAAUUGUGUUUCCUUCUGGCUUAUACUCCAAAAGUUUGUUUUCCCCGUUUCAAUGCGUUUGCCAUUGGACGACUCAAUUAUUUCCAUUUAA